AUGGCAGCAGGCGGCCGGCAGGCCGGGCCCAUGCCGGACCCCGGCCGCUAUGUGGUGUCCCGGCCCAUAUACAGCGAGACGGCCUUUCAGGAGGAGAACGAGAAGAGAGCGCACCUGCAGCCGACCCUGCGCGAGCGAGUCCAGGGAGCCUGCAGCUGUUCAAGAAAAAAGGCCUUUCAGAUAACCAAGUCCUUUCUCCCUAUCCUGGAAUGGCUACCUAAGUACAGAGUAAAGGAAUGGCUAGUUAGUGAUAUCAUCUCUGGUGUCAGUACGGGGCUUGUAGCUACUUUACAAGGUUUGGCAUUUGCUUUACUGGUUGCAGUUCCUCUUGGAUAUGGUCUCUACUCUGCGUUUUUUCCCCUCCUGACAUAUUUCUUCUUGGGAACAUCAAGGCACCUCUCAGUUGGACCUUUCCCUGUGGUCAGUUUGAUGGUGGGAUCUGUUGUGUUGAGCAUGGCACCUGAUGACAAGUUCCACAUAAUGAGCAGUAAUGCUACAGGGCUUAACAAAACGCUGAUAGACACUGUAUCCAGAGAUGCACAGAGAGUAGUGAUUGCCAGUACCCUCACAUUUCUGGUUGGAAUUAUACAGCUUGUGUUUGGAGCCCUUCAGAUCGGUUUCAUUGUGAGGUACCUUGCAGAUCCCCUGAUUGGAGGAUUCACAACUGCAGCUGCUUUUCAAGUUUUUGUUUCACAACUGAAAAUAGUCUUAAAUGUUUCAACCAAAAAUUAUAAUGGGAUCCUUUCCAUAAUAUAUACCCUCAUCGAAAUAUUUCAAAGAAUUGGUACCACCAACAUUGCAGAUCUCAUUGCUGGGCUACUCACCAUUUUUAUUUGUAUGGUAGUUAAAGAAAUAAAUGAUCGAUUCAAACACAAGAUCCCUGUUCCUAUUCCUAUAGAAGUAAUUGUGACAAUAGUAGCCACAGGGAUCUCAUACGCUGCUGACCUGGAAAAAAAGUACAAUGCAGGCAUUGUUAAAACCAUUCCUAGAGGGUUUUUACCUCCUGAGCCUCCAGCUGUCAGUAUGUUUUCAGAAAUGAUAGCAGCCGCAUUUUCCAUUGCUGUGGUCGCUUAUGCUAUCGCUGUGUCUGUGGCAAAAGUCUAUGCAACGAAACAUGACUAUCCUAUUGAUGGAAACCAGGAAUUUAUUGCCUAUGGGAUCAGCAAUGUGUUUGCAGGCGCUUUCUCUUGUUUUGUUGCUACCACCGCUCUAUCACGUACUGCUGUCCAGGAAAGCACUGGUGGGAAAACCCAGGUUGCUAGCAUAAUCUCAGCAGGGAUUGUACUGAUUGCCAUUGUGGCUCUGGGGAAACUGCUAGAGCCCUUACAGAAGUCUGUGUUGGCAGCUGUUGUCAUUGCCAACUUGAAAGGGAUGUUCAUGCAGGUGUUUGAUGUUCCUCGUUUGUGGAGGCAGAAUAAGGCGGAUGCUAUGAUCUGGAUUUUCACAUGUGUGGCAUCCAUCAUUCUGGGUCUUGAUUUGGGAUUACUUGCUGGCCUUGUAUUCGGAUUACUGACAGUUGUGGUGAGAGUUCAGUUUCCCUCGUGGGGUGGCCUUGGGAACGUUCCUGGCACAGACCUCUACAAGAACGUCAAGGACUACAAAACUGUUGUUGAACCAGAAGGAGUGAAGAUUCUCAGAUUUUCCAGUCCUAUUUUUUAUGCUAAUAUAGAUGGAUUGAAAAGCAGCCUGAAAUCCACCGUGGGGUUUGAUGCAAUUCGCGUGCAUAACAAGAGGCUCAAAGCACUGAGGAUGAUACAGAAACUGAUCAAGAAGGGAAAAUUAAAAGCAACUAAGGUCCAGUUCCAGCUACCGCCGGCGGCGCGUGAUGGAGUGGCGCUCGAGGGGUCCUUCCUGGUGUCCUACCAGGGGGCCCACCACCGAGUCCAUUAUUCGACGGGGGAGGCCCGGUGCUUCCUCUGCCGGGCGACGGGGCAUGUCUGGAGGGACUGUCCCUUGGCCCAGCACGGAGGGGCAUCCGGGACCCCCGGGACCCGGGAGGGCGCCGGCCCUGUCACCGCCGGCGACCCUGGUGGCCCGGUUGCCACUGUUGCCGCCGCCCCUCCUCCCUCUACCGUAGUCCCCGCUCGGGCCGCGGGGACGGCCGAGCGGGCGGGCCUCGCCCCCAUCGAGUCUAGUUCGGCGGGGCCCGUGGAGGAAAGGGCGGGGAGGCCUCUGCCAGCUGCGGGAGAGGGCCCGCUCCAGGGGGCGGUUUCCCUUCCCCCCGCUGUCCCGCCCUUGCUGCCCCGAGCCCCGAAACCAUCGUCCUUGCCCUCUGGCCCUGCCCCUGCUGACCGGCCCUCCACCUCCACUUCCACCUCGGAGGGCUGGGUGACUGUCCGGGGGAUGCGCGGCGCCCGCAGAUCGCGGGCUCGAUCCCUCCCCUCCGAUGAGGAGGGAGAGCAGGCCCCCCGAAAGAUGCUGCGGGGGGCUGAGGUUGUUAGCUCUUCUACCGCGCCCCCGGACGGUGCCCAGCAGGAGGUGCCGGCCAUGGACACCGUGGCAGCGGACGGAGAAACUCCUGCCCCCCUUGUCGAGCCCCCCCACGAGGAGGCUCUGGUGGCGAUUCCCUCGGCCCUUGUUCCGCCUGUGCCCCCCGCCGCCGCCGGUACCAGGGUGGUUGUUGUCGUCUCUGUGACUGGCGGGGAGGUUGCCGGGACCGAGUUCAUCUCCAUCUUUGAUGAGAUCGAGACCCUGGUCGAGAGGAGCCGCACCCUAGCGGCUCGGUUGGCGGAGAUCCAGAGCCCGUUCCCGUCCCUGCCCCUGUCCCUGAUCCUGUCCCUUCUUCUGCCCCAGUCCCAGUUCCUGCUUCAAGCCCUGUCCCUGAUCCUGUCCUUGCCCCCGAUCCUGCCCCUGAGGGGCUGCAUUGUUCCCUCCGCCGCCCUCUCCUUUGCCGGGGAUGGGGAUGGGCUGCCCGGCGCAGCAGUGCCGGAGCUCGGCCCCUUGUUUGCCCGUCUCUGUGGGCCGCGAGGACCUUUCAGGGGCCCCACCGGAGGAUGGCGGCGACUUGGCGGCUGCCUCCCCCCUGCGCUGAAGGAUGAGCUGCGCCUCUUUCUCUCGGACACCCGCGGCUCAAAGGGCAAGGUGCAGCUCGCCCUUCAGUGCUGGGGGGAUUUCCAUCGUGUCCUCCGGGCCGUGAAGGCGCUUUUGGGGGAGGGGAGAGGGACCGGGCGGCAGGACAUCGCAGCCUAUCGGAGGGCCCGCAAGUUCUGCGACUCCCUCUUGACCUUUGGGGUCGAGACCGGGUUCUUGCGGGGCUCGCUGGAGGCCGUCGAUUCCCCUGCCCAUGAGGAUCCGCUCCAGCCCUCACUAUGA
This is a messenger RNA of Terrapene triunguis (Three-toed box turtle), 3312 nucleotides long. RefSeq names its product solute carrier family 26 member 4 (gene SLC26A4). Gene Ontology annotation, cellular component: membrane. The transcript is spliced from 18 exons. Bases 1 to 3312 code for a protein of 1103 amino acids. Gene Ontology annotation, biological process: transmembrane transport. The record is from RefSeq and is a predicted model, not a curated record. NCBI's taxonomy places the organism in Eukaryota, Metazoa, Chordata, Testudines, Emydidae. Gene Ontology annotation, molecular function: sulfate transmembrane transporter activity; bicarbonate transmembrane transporter activity; chloride transmembrane transporter activity.